UCUGUGUAGUACAUGCAUAUAUUUAUUCAAUACAAACCUGACAUCUUUUUAUAUCCACAGAGCUCUCGGGUUCAUCUCAAACUUUGACACUUUAUAACAGCAAUGACAUAUUGUGUGCUUGUCUAUCUACUUUUUGUCUGUGGAGUCCUUCCAAAAGCUCUAACAGCAGUGAUCCAAACACAGCAGACUGUGCUGGCAGCAGUGGGAGAAGAUGCUGAAGUCAGCUGUCAGCUCUUGGACACUAAAGACGUCCUUCAGGUCACAUGGCAGAAAAUCUCACGUGAUGUGGAGACAAAUGUUGCCACGUACAGCAAGUACUAUGGUCAGAGAGUGAAUGAUGGCUUUAACGAUAAAGUCAAGUUUAAAUACACUGGACUACAGAACUGCUCCAUAGUCAUCAGGAAUGUGACGGAGCAGGAUAAAGGAUGCUAUCACUGUCUGUUUAUCACUCACCCUGAAGGCUCCUUCACUGGUAGAACCUGCCUCCAAGUCUAUGAGCUGCAUGAACCUGUUGUUGAUGUCAGAGAGUCAAACUCUACUGAAGAGUGGGUUGUUUCCUGUUCAGCCACUGGUCGACCUGCUCCCACUGUAACACUGAGUGUCUCACAACAAGACCUCAGCUUCUCACAUUACAACACUGUCAGUGUGUCCAACACCAACGCUACAUUCACUGUCACCACUACAGCUGUGCUCUCAGGUUCAUGUAAACACAGCACACAGGUGGGAUGUGCAGCACGAGUGCUCUCUGCUCCUCACAGAGAGGUGAUGGUGAUGAUUCCUGAGGUCCAGCAGGUGUUUGCUGCUGCUACUGCUGAUUAUAAUGUUUCCACCUCAGUGAUUGUAAUAGCUACAAUAGCAGGACUGACAGUUUUUGCUUUAGUAGCUGCUCUCAUCGCACUCCUGCUUGAAGAAAAAGUGGUCUCCAAAUCCAGGACCUCAGUCCUUUAGAGCAGCUGUGAGAUGUACUGGAACAGGAGAUUGUCAUUCUUUGUGUGGAGCAGACAAAUCUUCAGCAACCGUGUGAUGCUAUCAGCUAUCAUUUGUGUGUGUAUGCUAAAUCCUCACAGGCUAGUCUAACAGUGUUUUACUAUUUUUGAUUGUAUAGAGAGAUGAAACCAUUGAAAGAGCUCAUGAAUUAUAUAGGAAAUUCAAUUCAAUUCAAUUUUAUUUAUAUAGCGCCAAAUCACAACAACAGUCGCCUCACAGCACUUUUUAUCUUAGAAGAUGUGAUCACCAAACUGGCCCUCUCAAAAAGCAAAACAUCCACUGUAACGUGUGUCUUUUCGUUUUAGUUCAUUAAGUAAUAAAAAAAAAAUCUGGUGAUCACAUAGCACCCCUCCUCUUCAGUCUUUCAGUGUGAAUCACAUUACACUUCCUGUUUCUAAACAUAAUGACCACAUAGAAAGCACAGCCUUGUACUUCCCGUCACAUGAAAACCUCCGUUUUUUAUUUUCUCUUCCUGUUAGUUCAAUUUUUUGAGGUCAAACCCUCAAAACUCUAGUUAACCCUUCUUCAGUCUCUCAUACCUGCUAAAAACCAAAUAGUGUCACCUUUUCAUAAACAGCCUGGGUUAUAAUUUUGGCUCUACUUUAUGGCUGUGAAUACAUUAAAGCAUUUUACACUUAAGUGCUGUGCUGUGCUCAGUGUUGAUUUUCUUUUUAUAAUGUUCAUAUUUCUCAUAUUUGUACGUUUUAUACAGGAUUUGUGUUUAUCUGUGUCCCUGUCUUGAUGUGAAAGUCACACUGGAGUACAGCAUGUAAUGUAAUGUUGUAGUUUUUGCACAUUAUCAAUAGGGCUUUUCAAUCCUGCGUGCUGUGUGAGAUACUUCCUGGGUUCGGGGUGCAGCAUUGCUGUUCUUGCCUUUUAUGUGAAGGUCCUCUUAGGGAAAUAUAGCCUGACAAAGUAGGACUAUCAUAAUGAUUUAUUUUAAUGCACAAUAUAACAAAAAAAUUGUAAAGAGCCAGAAUAAAACAAUAGAUCUUAUGCAGAAAUAUUAGAGACAAAUCGGGACUAAAGUACUAAUAAAGAUUAUAUAAAGACUGUU
Molecule: messenger RNA, 2044 nt
Organism: Maylandia zebra (zebra mbuna)
Lineage: Eukaryota; Metazoa; Chordata; Actinopteri; Cichliformes; Cichlidae
Product: OX-2 membrane glycoprotein-like
Biological process (GO): negative regulation of neuroinflammatory response; heterotypic cell-cell adhesion
Cellular component (GO): neuronal cell body; axon; cell surface
Molecular function (GO): cell-cell adhesion mediator activity
Source: RefSeq, a predicted model, not a curated record